Molecule: messenger RNA, 1761 nt
Organism: Moesziomyces antarcticus
Lineage: Eukaryota; Fungi; Basidiomycota; Ustilaginomycetes; Ustilaginales; Ustilaginaceae
Exons: 1
Coding region: 1-1761 (586 amino acids)
Biological process (GO): protein polyubiquitination; proteasome-mediated ubiquitin-dependent protein catabolic process; positive regulation of protein catabolic process
Molecular function (GO): ubiquitin-protein transferase activity
Source: RefSeq, a predicted model, not a curated record
AUGCCGGAGCCAUCCGAGAACCACUUGGGGCUUCCCGACAUAGCCGCCUACCGCGAUGGCCAGCUUCGACUCGACGACCACCUGCAGCAAUUGCGAUUGCCGUCGAAUUUCGGCAACAUCGCCGUCUCGUUGAAUAGAUUCCUCGACGACGAGGACCGCCUGGCAUCAGAUCCCGGCGCAAGCUCGCGCAGGAAACCCGACUCCUCCACCACAGAGUCGCAAAAGAAGAAGAGGGAGGAGGACGAAGCAAAGCUCGCCAAGAUCUAUGAAUCCUUCGAGUUCGACACGCUGUGGUCCAAGCUCAGCAGCGUGCUUUCCCGGAUGAAGAACGAUCCCGGUGCCGCCCAGAUCCUGCUGCCUCUCAUCGAGAGCAUGAUGGUCGUCUCCCAGCACGUCGCCAAUCCGGACCCAGAUAGCCCCGGCGCAUCCACCGAGCCAAGGCCGCCCCGCAGCCGCUCCUCGACCGAAGGCGGCUCAAAGUCGCCCCGAGAUGCGAUGGAGGAUCACUUCUUCGCAUUCACCGAGAAGCACCGCAAGAUCCUCAACAUCAUGGUGCGACAGAAUCCAUCGCUCAUGUCCGGUUCCUUUGCGCUGCUCGUGCGCAAUCCAAAGGUGCUCGACUUUGACAACAAGAAAAACUACUUUACACAGCAGCUCCACAAGGGACGACGCGAUCACUAUACACCUCUCUCGCUCUCCGUACGCAGAAACUCCGUCUUCGAGGAUAGCUUCCGCUACUUCUCGCGCAAGAACGGCCCCGAAGUCAAGCACGGUAAGCUCAACGUGCGCUUCAACAACGAAGAAGGCAUCGACGCAGGCGGCGUCACCAGAGAGUGGUUCCAGGUCCUGGCACGAGCCAUGUUCAACCCGGACUAUGCGCUCUUCCAACCGUGCGCAGCCGACCGCACCACGUACCAACCCAAUCGCAUGUCCUACGUCAAUCCCGACCAUCUCUCCUUCUUCAAGUUUGUCGGCCGCAUCAUCGGCAAGGCCAUCUACGACGGCAGGUUGCUCGACGCCUACUUCACCCGCAGCUUCUACAAGCACAUCCUCGCCAAGCCCGUCGACUACCGCGACCUCGAGUCCAUCGAUCCAGAGUACUUCAAGAGUCUCGAGUGGAUGCUCAACAACGACAUCACCGACAUUCUCGACCUCACCUUCAGCGUCGACGAUGAAGAGUUUGGCGAGACCAAGAUCAUCGAACUCAAGCUCAACGGAGCCAACAUCACGGUCACAGAGUCAAAUAAGCAGGAAUACGUCCGUCUCGUCACCGAGCAGAGGCUCACAAAGUCGAUCCAAUCGCAGAUCGACGCCUUCCUCACCGGCUUCAACGAGAUCAUCCCCGCCGACCUCAUCCGCAUCUUUUCCGAACAGGAGCUCGAGCUGCUCAUCUCCGGCCUGCCCGACAUCGACGUCGACGCCUGGAAGAACAACACCGAGCUGCACGGAUACGGCUCCGGCGACGCCGUCAUCCAGUGGUGGUGGCGCGCCGUACGCUCCUUCGAUCAGACCGAAAAGGCCAAACUUUUGCAAUUCAUCACCGGUACCAGCAAGGUCCCUCUCGAAGGCUUUGCACAUUUGCAGGGUGUCCAGGGCACGCAGCGCUUCAACAUUCACAAGGCAUACGGCGCCGAUAGACUGCCAGCGGCGCAUACGUGCUUCAACCAGCUCGACCUGCCACAGUAUGACUCGUACGAAAAGCUUCGCUCGUCCCUCUUGACCGCAAUGAACGAGGGUGGCGAGGGCUUUGGCUUCGCCUAG